Molecule: messenger RNA, 2447 nt
Organism: Trachymyrmex septentrionalis
Lineage: Eukaryota; Metazoa; Arthropoda; Insecta; Hymenoptera; Formicidae
Gene: Pu
Product: GTP cyclohydrolase 1
Exons: 6
Coding region: 382-1179 (265 amino acids)
Biological process (GO): tetrahydrofolate biosynthetic process; tetrahydrobiopterin biosynthetic process
Cellular component (GO): cytoplasm
Molecular function (GO): zinc ion binding; GTP cyclohydrolase I activity; GTP binding
Source: RefSeq, a predicted model, not a curated record
UCGGUCUACGUUCGGUUGAGCUCGCAAUACUCGCAUCAGUCCACAUCAGUCGCGCUCCGCCCGUCUUGAGUAUCGUUUGCAUCGCGGCUUCUCCACGCGUCCGUCGCUUGUUGCAUGCGGGGCCGGCUUAUCUCCUCUUAGCUGCGAUUUCUCUGUUCUGCUUUGCACGUGCCGCCCUCGCGUGCGUCACGCACGGCCCUUGCCGGCGCGUAACUUCCGAGGUUGUCGUCAGGACAAACAGUUUUUUUGCCGCGAGCAAGCCAUAUUAAAAGUACAGUACAACUCUUCCGAACCGCUCGACAUUCCGAAGACAGAAAACCUUCAAAUUUUCCGAAUCGGAACAAGCGUCAAGAAUCGAACGAUCGGCGCCGGAAGAUUGUCAUGAACGGAGUAUCUAGCAAGUGCACGAAACUAAAGAUGUACGAUGGCGAAGAUGAUAACUCGAUAAUCAAGAAACCUUUACCUUUAAGGGCGGUUUCGUGGAGUGACAAUAUCGAAGAAACCGAUUUAGACGUUCCCGGAACACCUAGAACACCACGUACGUCCACGACAAAAGGCCACGAAAAGUGUAUGUUUCAUCACGAUUUGGAGUUGGACCACCGACCACCUACGCGGGAGUCGAUGAUACCGGAAAUGUCUCGAAGUUAUAAGCUGCUCCUGAGUUCAUUGGGCGAAGAUCCGGAACGACAGGGACUUCUGAAAACACCGGAACGUGCCGCGAAGGCCAUGCUUUUCUUCACGAAAGGAUAUGAUCAAAGUCUCGAUGAUAUAAUUAACGACGCGAUAUUCGACGAGGAUCACGAUGAGAUGGUAGUAGUAAAAGACAUUGAGAUGUUUUCCAUGUGCGAACACCAUUUGGUACCAUUCUACGGCAAGGUGUCAAUCGGUUACCUUCCUUGCAAGAAGGUAUUAGGCCUCAGCAAACUUGCCAGAAUCGUGGAGAUCUUCAGCAGACGACUUCAGCUGCAGGAACGGCUCACAAAGCAAAUUGCGAUAGCGGUCACAAAGGCUGUGCAGCCUGCAGGAGUAGCCGUCGUGAUUGAGGGAGUGCAUAUGUGCAUGGUGAUGAGGGGUGUGCAGAAGAUCAACAGCAAGACAGUAACCUCGACGAUGCUGGGUGUGUUCCGCGACGAUCCGAAAACUCGCGAGGAAUUCCUGAACCUGGUGCACAAGUCGUAAAUGGUCGAGUCGCGUCGCGUCGCGAUGUCAUUAUCGUUGGCUACCGUGGGACCAUUAGAUUUCAACAUCCCGACACUGCUCUCCGACAUCCGACCGGACAUCCGACCUCGUUGGGAAGCCCUCGCCCACAGGACUUCUGGAUCGUUGUCGUCGCCGCCACCGCAAAUGUCGUCUCAUUCGCUUACAUUCUAUUUGUUUCUGGAAAAACAAAAUCGUACACGCGUUCGUCGACCUCGACAAUGAUACCAUGUGUUUCUGUAUCGUAAAUACGAUAGAGAAAGUUCAAGAGCGAUCGCUUUCUGGGACCAAGAUAGCGUGAUAGCGGAUGAUGGAGAUGAUGCUCGACGCGUGUCCCGCGCUGAUAAGGACGCGCUUAAAUUGCUGAUCGAGUGACAUUGACAAUAGCGACGACUAUGACGCGUCAUGGUCAUCCACGAAGACGCCUGUAUGUUUCGAAAUGACUAUGACGCGAAUGGUUCGCGAGCGAUUUAUUGCGUCGAGCAUUCGGACGUCCAUUCUGGUGCAAAGGGACAGCGAAAAAAAUAACGGUGUAAGACGAAUUAUUCAAUGCGAUAAAACAUCUGGGAACAGGAAAUUGCUGCUGGAACAGCGACAUUCCUGUCGCAAAGUCCAUAUUCGCUGCACUUUUGACCGAACGAGUUUGUCGCUUACGAAGGAGCUUUUUAGGAAAUUUUUCAACGAAAGCGCCCGUUGAUCGCAAACUUACAUAGUCGAUGCGCUUCUCAUGACAAUAAAUUAUACAUCUCGUAGAUUAGUGAAUUCUUUUGAAGAGACCACGCUCGAACUUUCGUCUGUUUGCGUCAACUGUGUGGGCUUUCAAAACUUAAGGCCUUGGCACAUACAAAAACUUAAAACGUAAGAUUUAAGCAGUAAGGAAAUCAACACGUUGGAUUCGCUACUGUUUAUGUUAUGGUCUUACGGUCUCUAUUGUGAUUGAUCGAUUCGCUUACUGUUUAAGUCUUACAUUUUAAGUUUUUUUAUGUGCCAUGACCUUUACUUUUGUCAUGCGUUUCGCGAUAUUCGGUACUUCUCGCAGCUGUGGAACUCGACAGCCACGGGUUUCGCAUUGCGACCGAUCUACAUCGCGUGAUCGCCUAUUUUUGUUCGCCACAUUUAACAUUUGUUAAUAAGUGCAUUUCGAUUAAAACAGAUAUAUUUUUAUAUUUGAAAUAUUGCCAAAAAUUAGGAUACCUAUUCUUUUUGAUUUCUAAAAUUAAAUUAACUUGAUUUAUGCUUCAAGUCGAAAU